CUUCCUUUUAGACAAAAACCCGCCCGUUACCAACUAUCUGGAUCCUCUCUUGUCUUCUUCUUCCUCUUACCUUCUUCUUUUCCUCCUUCCUUCUCCCUCUUCCCUCUUUCGCCUAUAACCUGCUACUCUCUCUCUCUCUCUCCUACUUCCUUCUUCUUUUUAUUUCAAAUCACUCUCGUUUCUCUUUUAUCUGUCGCUGCUGGUUACAGCCCGAAGAGAAACUCUAAUAAUUCCCCGUGCACGAGAGAAGUGAAAGCCAGGCGGAUCCAGAGGGACCUAUCCUAGGUACCCUACCUAGAAACUCACCUACCUAAGAUAAUCUAUGAGCUCCGAGCUACCUGCAGCUAGGAAGCCCACUCCAAACUUCAAAGACCAACCCCCCGGUUACCUAUUUAGAGCUUUCAUGACCCGAAGCUCCCAAGCUUGGGGUCAAGCUCUGGCUCGUCAAGCCCAGGCACAGGCAUGUUCCAGCCUCAACCCACUCCAUAUUCCUCGUACGCUUCCUAUGGAAUCCACAUAACCAACGCAGAAGUUCCCGAAUACGCUUUCCAACCCACUCCCUUGGGACAAUUCGGGUCAGCGCAAGCUGGCGGUGCUGGCGCAGUCGCAGGUGGUAGGCCAGCAGCUGUCGAUUUCUUCACCUCUCCCAUUUACAACAGCCAUAAUCCUCUAAUAUCGCCUCCCGCAAGCAAUCCCGGCAAUAUUCCUUACAACAGCAUCAACGUCAACACCAACAACCACAGGAUACCCCACAGCCACAACCACCACCAUCAUCAUCGCAACAUCAAGAUGGAACCUCAACUCCCCGCAGACCUCGCUCAGCAAGAAGCUGCAGCUCGUGAUUUCGAGCCUCAGCUAGCGGGGCCUUUAGUCGGCGAAAGAAGACCAAGCACGGUAAUUACGGAGGAAUAUGCGAAAGCAGAUCCCAUUUAUGUGGCCAAAACUAUGGCAUUGCCGCAGACAUAUUCCCACUACCGUCCCAUCCAAGGCGACGGCAAUUGCGGUUGGCGAGCUAUCGCGUUCGGUUACUUCGAGACGUUAGUACGAUGCGGCGAUAUAAGUCAAGCCCAAGGCGAAUUGGCUCGGUUAACAAGCUUGAACGAGUUCAUUGAGGCUGUUGGCGGGCAUAGUGUUUGGUUGUUCGAGGAUAUGGUUUCAGCCACGUUCGACUUACUCAACGACAUCAUCGCAGCCAUGUCUAAUGGCCAGGAUGGUAUGUUGGUCGUGAUGGAUAGAUUCAACAAUCCUGAGACGUCGCAGUCCAUCGUUUACCACCAACGCUUACUCGCAUCGUCGUGGUUGAAAGGUCGUUACGCCCAAUAUGAGCCUUGGAUAACAGGCGGAGCCGAGAGCUACGUUCAAGACACCCUCCUGCCUAUUGAUCGGGAGAUCGACCACGUAGGCGUUGUGCUACUUCACGACGUCCUACUCAAACCAGCGAAUAUCGUACUCGAGAUUGCCUACUUGGACCGAAGCGACGGCGUAGAAGUGAAUAUCCACCGAAUGCCUGAAGAAGCAAACGGCCAAGACCCAACCACGCUGGGGCCAAUAAUCUAUCUGCUGUAUCGACCGGGCCAUUAUGAUAUCCUAUAUCGCGAUUCUAUUGUCCAGCCUGCACCUUUGCCGCCCGCACCAACCACACUAUCGAUCAAUCGGGUCACGCCCUUCACGCACCAAGAGAUCGAAAACACAGACAUGCCUUUGCAAGAUUUUCGGGUGGACAUGAGUGCCUUGGCUAUGAUACCUGGGUUCGGCGUUCCUGACAUGUCUCCCUUGGGGUCUCCAGCGGCACCAUCUCCUAUGACAGAUCCCUAUGUUCCUUCUCCACAGUCGCCAUGGAUGCCACAGCCAUUUCCAGAUGGUAUGGCUAGCGGGCCUCCACCUCCGCAGCCAAGUCCUCCGCAACAGCAGCCAGCAACUCCGAUGACGGUGCACCCUUUGCGCUUUAGCAAGUACAACUUCCCUGAUUUAGUGGAGACGAACACCUUUCACGAGCCCGCUUUCACCACAAACACUUUCAAAAACAGCCACUUCAAUGUGGCUCACUAUAACAAUAUGAAUUUCCAGCCUGAGAUGUACAGGCCUGAGGCUGAUGAAGAAAUACCGCAUGGAAAGGGCAGCGGUCGAAAACGGAGUAGCGAGCAUUGCGCGGUUAUCAAAAAAGAGAAUAGGGGUUAGAGGUAAUUCCCCUUCCCCCCCCCC
Daldinia caldariorum is the source of this 2202-nucleotide messenger RNA. Its product is annotated as cysteine proteinase. Gene Ontology annotation, molecular function: cysteine-type deubiquitinase activity; ubiquitin binding. The record is from RefSeq and is a predicted model, not a curated record. The coding region runs from base 463 to 2178 and encodes 571 amino acids. The transcript has 4 exons. Gene Ontology annotation, cellular component: nucleus. Gene Ontology annotation, biological process: protein K48-linked deubiquitination. Lineage: Eukaryota; Fungi; Ascomycota; Sordariomycetes; Xylariales; Hypoxylaceae.